AUGGCGGACAACGUACCCCCGUCUGCCGACACGCUUCUCAAUGGAGCAGUUUCCCGCUCUGCAAAGACCCCUGAGGAGAUCAUCAAAGAGUAUGACCUUCUUCCAAAAUUAAUACCCUACCUUGACCGACAUCUUGCCUUUCCGCUGCUCGAGUUUGCUUCGACUCAGGAAGAGGAAGAUGAUGCCACAGUUGAUGAGAUCACAAAGGCGAAAUAUGAGCUGCUCAAACAGACGAAUAUGACCGAUUACGUCGCCAGCCUUUGGCAGGAAAUCAACAAUUCUGAUACCAUUCCUGAGGAGUUUGUGAAGAAGCGCGAGGAGGUGGUGCUAAAAUUACAGCAGUACGUUGAUGAGAGCAGCAAAAUCACGGAGUUAUUGCAAGAUGACAACAUCGUGGGCAAUCUACGAAGCGACAAGGCUGCCAACUUAAAGUUCCUUGAGGAGCACGGUGCGACGAUAGACAUGGUGAACAUCCUCUAUGACUAUGGCCGAUUCCAAUACAGCUGUGGCAGCUACGGCAACGCCGCGGAGCUUUUGUACCAGUUCCGUGUCCUCUCUACGGACAACGAUAAGGUCGCAUCCGCGACGUGGGGAAAACUGGCAUCAGAGAUCUUGACCACCAACUGGGAGGGCGCCAUGGAGGAAGUUCAGAAAGUCAAAGAUUCUAUUGACACCCGACUAUUUAACAACCCGCUUGGCCAACUUCAGCACCGUACAUGGCUGAUCCACUGGUCUCUCUUCCCCCUCUUCAACCACGAUGCCGCGCGUGAUGUCCUUACCGACCUUUUCUUCUCUCCUGCCUACAUCAACACGAUCCAAACUUCCUGCCCAUGGAUUCUGCGCUAUCUCACCGCUGCGGUCAUCACCAACCGCCAGCGCGUCCACAAGAACUCGUCUCUUUACCAGAAACAGUUGAAAGAUCUGAUUCGCAUUGUCCGGCAGGAGGAGUAUGAAUACCAUGACCCUAUCACCGAUUUUGUCAAGGCGCUAUACAUCGAUUUUGAUUUCGAGGAAGCCCAGAAGAAGCUUGGAGAGGCAGAAGAAGUCCUGAGAAGCGAUUUCUUCUUGGUUGCCGCUGCAGAUGCGUUUGUUGAGUCGGCUAGGCAUCUUAUCUCUGAAAGCUACUGCAAGAUCCAUCAAAGAAUUGAUAUCAAGGACUUAUCUACACGCCUUGGUCUCAGCCAGGACGAAGGCGAGAAGUGGAUCGUUAAUCUGAUCCGCGAUACCAGAGUGGACGCAAAAAUUGAUUAUAAAGAAGGAACCGUUCUUAUGAACCAUCCACCCCAAUCAGUAUACCAACAAGUCAUUGAGAAAACGAAAGGAGGCUUUUUCAGAACCCAAGUAUUAAGUGCUGCCGUUGCAAAAUAG
Messenger RNA from Ophidiomyces ophidiicola, 1368 nucleotides. RefSeq names its product eukaryotic translation initiation factor 3 subunit E (gene INT6). Gene Ontology annotation, molecular function: translation initiation factor activity. Gene Ontology annotation, cellular component: nucleus; cytoplasm; eukaryotic translation initiation factor 3 complex. Lineage: Eukaryota; Fungi; Ascomycota; Eurotiomycetes; Onygenales; Onygenaceae. Bases 1 to 1368 code for a protein of 455 amino acids. The record is from RefSeq and is a predicted model, not a curated record. The transcript is spliced from 3 exons. Gene Ontology annotation, biological process: translational initiation.